AUGUCAGUUGUCUGUGGGCAUUGCAAUGCCAAAAACUGGCCUGGAGAAUCUGCAGGUUUGUGUUGUUCAGACGGUAAGGUACAGUUGCCACCUUUUCAAGAGCUACCUGCUCCGUUGAAAUCUCUGUUGGAGGGUUCCAGUCCAGACUCCAAACAUUUCCUCGCAAAAAUCAGACAAUACAAUUGUACCUUCCAGAUGACAUCUUCUGGUGGUAAUGCCUUCCGCGAAGUCAGUUGGAAUCCCACCUUCAAGUUUCAAGGUCAGGUUUACCACCGGAUUGGGUCUCUUUUGCCGGAAACUGCCAUUGAUUCGGCCUUUCCACAAAUAUACUUCAUAGCUGACUACAAUCAACAGGGAGAUGCCCGCAUAGGCAUUAUUCUCGAGAACGAUACAGGCCAGCACAAUCAUCCUCGCAGGGAUAUCAUAAUGUGUCUCCAACAAAUGCUCCACGAGAUAAACAGCUAUGUCCGCAGUUUUAAGUAUGCUCUCAAAAAUAACACUUCUUCUGAUUUCAUUAUUGUAAUUGAUGCUGACAAAUGGCCUCAGAGAGAGCACGUAUGCAAGUACAUCAACAAAGAGACUGAUGCUGCAAUGUUUGGUAUUAGGCAGGAAGGUUCCGUAGACGAAAUCCAGGACUUCCUUGCAGGGCGCGUCAUUAGCAGCACAGAGGGCCCUUGGCACAUAUUCAGCUUCCCCAUCCACGAACGCUUCCCAGCAAUCGUCCAGCUUACUGUGCACCUAGAAAACGACGAACUUCGUUAUUUUUCUGCGGAUGCAGCAAUGCAUGUGGCUGCGCGUACCAAAGACACAACGCUUACAGCAUUCUUCAAACUUUGUCGACAGGACGAGUUUGCUAGGACUCUACUGGGCUCGGCGGAAGCACGAGGCCAACGUCGAGGGCUAUCCAGGCGUCAAAAAAGACGCCACACUCGGAAGGGUAUUCACGGUUCCCCCAUCGCGACAGGAAUGUCUUUACUUGCGACUCCUUUUGCACGAAGUUAA
Messenger RNA from Acanthosepion pharaonis, 1002 nucleotides. Lineage: Eukaryota; Metazoa; Mollusca; Cephalopoda; Sepiida; Sepiidae. The record is from the annotation of a GenBank genome assembly.